AUGAGACGGACACGACCAUCACGGUCCUGCCAGUCCCGGGGAGCGCCCGUCAGUGUCUAUCAACUUGUUGUCAAGGAAGAGAAGCCGCAGAAAGCACGGAGAGCUGCAGACAUCGUUGAGUGCUUCUCCGUGCCCGUGAGCUACAAGAACGCCUCCAGCCUGGACUCCCCCCACUACUUUGCAGCCGAACUGAAGCCCAUCAACCUGCCCGUCACGCAGCCGUUCACGGUGGGCGACAACAAAACCUACAACGGCUACUGGAACGCUCCCCUCUCGCCCCUGAAAAGCUACAGCAUAUACUUCCAAGCUCUUAGCAAAGCCAAUGGAGAAACAAAAAUCAACUGUGUCCGGCUGGCAACCAAAGGAGCUUCCACACAGAAUUCCAAUGCAGUGGAGCCAGAAAAGCAAGUGGACAGCACAGUGAAAAUGGCUGGAGUUAUAGCUGGUCUUCUGAUGUUUGUUAUUAUCCUCUUAGGAGCAAUGCUUACCAUCAAGAGAAGAAGAAAUGCGUAUUCCUACUCCUAUUACUUGCAUUCAAGCCAGUGUUUUAGGGGCCUCUCUGUCUUCUACAGGACCAGGAAGCUAGCGAAGAAGCAGAAGGAGACUCAGACCAGCACACAGAGGGAGAUGGGUCCUGUGGCUACUUCAGACAAGACUUCUACCAAACUCAGUGCUGUUCACAACGAAGAAGCUUUUUCUUCCAGCUGCCAAGAUGUUAAUGGAUUCACAUCACCCUCUCCUUGUUCAUUUUCUGUCCAAAGCAAAACCCUUCAGAGCAAAUCUUUGUUGAAUUCCUACUACUCAGUCUCAUCAGACACUGUUCCAUCGACCACGCUGCUAGACAGUAGCCACGGAGAGAUGACCCAACCGACCCUGACCAUCCAGACGCACCCGUACCGGAGCUGCGAGCCCGUGGAGAUGUCCUACCCCCGGGGACAGUUCCAGCCGGCCAUCCGCGUGGCCGACCUGCUGCAGCACAUCACCCAGAUGAAGCGAGGCCAGGGCUACGGCUUCAAGGAGGAGUAUGAGGCACUACCUGAGGGGCAGACGGCAUCCUGGGAUACAGCCAAGGAAGACGAGAACCGCAAUAAGAAUCGAUAUGGAAACAUAAUCUCCUAUGAUCACUCAAGGGUGAGAUUGCAGCUGCUGGACGGGGACCCUCAUUCCGACUACAUCAACGCGAACUACAUAGACGGAUACCACCGGCCUCGUCACUACAUUGCAACCCAAGGGCCGAUGCAAGAGACAGUGAAGGAUUUCUGGAGAAUGAUUUGGCAAGAGAACUCCGCGAGCGUUGUCAUGGUCACCAACCUAGUGGAAGUCGGCAGGGUAAAAUGUGUUCGGUACUGGCCAGAUGACACAGAAGUGUACGGAGAUAUUAAAGUCACAUUAAUUGAGACAGAACCAUUGGCAGAGUAUGUCAUACGCACAUUUACUGUCCAAAAGAAAGGCUACCAUGAGAUCCGAGAGAUCCGGCAGUUCCACUUCACCAGCUGGCCGGACCACGGCGUUCCCUGCUACGCCACGGGUCUCCUGGGCUUCGUUCGGCAGGUGAAGUUCCUCAACCCUCCGGAAGCAGGACCUAUCGUCGUGCACUGCAGCGCCGGGGCUGGGAGAACAGGGUGUUUUAUUGCCAUUGACAUCAUGCUUGACAUGGCAGAGAACGAAGGUGUGGUCGAUAUAUUUAACUGUGUGCGAGAGCUGCGCUCCCAAAGGGUCAAUUUGGUGCAGACAGAGGAGCAGUACGUGUUUGUCCACGAUGCCAUUUUGGAGGCAUGUCUCUGUGGCAACACAGCCAUUCCAGUCUGCGAGUUCAGAUCCAUAUAUUACAACAUCAGCAGGCUAGAUCCACAAACCAAUUCCAGCCAGAUAAAAGAUGAAUUUCAGACUCUCAAUAUCGUGACGCCGCGCGUCCGGCCCGAAGACUGCAGCAUCGGGCUCCUGCCGAGGAACCACGACAAGAACCGCUGCAUGGACGUGCUGCCCCUGGACCGCUGCCUGCCCUUCCUCAUCUCCGUGGAUGGGGAAUCAAGCAACUACAUCAAUGCUGCGCUCAUGGAUAGCCACAAGCAACCUGCUGCCUUUAUUGUAACCCAGCACCCUCUGCCCAACACCAUAGCAGACUUCUGGAGGCUGGUGUUUGAUUAUAACUGCUCCUCCGUCGUGAUGCUGAAUGAGAUGGAUGCAGCACAGCUCUGCAUGCAGUACUGGCCAGAGAAGACAUCCUGCUGUUAUGGCCCCAUUCAAGUAGAGUUUGUUUCAGCAGACAUUGAUGAAGAUAUCAUCAACCGGAUAUUCCGGAUCUGCAACAUGGCCAGGCCCCAGGACGGAUACCGCAUCGUUCAGCACCUGCAGUACAUCGGCUGGCCGGCAUACAGGGACACCCCUCCUUCCAAACGCUCCCUCCUGAAGGUGGUCAGAAGGUUGGAGAAGUGGCAGGAACAGUACGAUGGGAGGGACGGACGCACUGUUGUCCACUGCCUGAAUGGCGGGGGACGCAGCGGCACCUUCUGUGCCAUCUGCAGCGUGUGUGAAAUGAUCCAACAGCAGAAUAUCAUCGACGUGUUCCACAUAGUGAAGACGUUGCGGAAUAACAAAUCCAACAUGGUGGAGUCGCUGGAACAGUAUAGAUUUGUAUACGAAGUUGCACUGGAAUACUUGAGUUCCUUCUAGCCGAGCGGAGGGUGAGGAGUCUCCGGAAGGCCGGAGCCCGUCUCGGACAGACGCUCUCUUCCCU
Tinamus guttatus (white-throated tinamou) is the source of this 2737-nucleotide messenger RNA. The record is from RefSeq and is a predicted model, not a curated record. NCBI's taxonomy places the organism in Eukaryota, Metazoa, Chordata, Aves, Tinamiformes, Tinamidae.